This is a messenger RNA of Pseudo-nitzschia multistriata, 2704 nucleotides long. The record is from the annotation of a GenBank genome assembly. NCBI's taxonomy places the organism in Eukaryota, Bacillariophyta, Bacillariophyceae, Bacillariales, Bacillariaceae.
CGAGGAACGGAGAUCUGGUGCCUUAGAAACAACCAAAGACGGAGUCGAGUAACAAGUAACGCAUAAAAGGGAAACAAGCAAAUUCAAAAGGCAGCGCAGCUUGCGAUACUGCAUCAUAACUUGUUCUCCGAACAAACACCAAAGAUCAUUGUUCGGAUCCGGUUGGUUGUUGGAUCGAGGAAGGUGACCAACGAACUGAUACCCAUUGACCCUAUCCAAAUCCGUUUCUCGGGUUGUUACGAUGAGUGGUGCCACAGGUAGCGCAACCCCGAACGUGGGCCUUUCUUCCAACCGCAGCAACAGCAGCGGCACCCCCUCGGCACCACCUCGACCCGCCAGCUACGGGGCCGCUAUUCCGGCCGCCACCUCCGGGAAUUUCCCUGCCAUCGGUUCCACCCUAGGCCCCUACUUUAGCGUUGGGAGGCUUGGGUUCGGAACGUUUUGUAGCAUCCACAAGUGCAUUAACCUGGGUUACCACCACAACAAAAAACGAAAGACUUUCGAGAACGACAAAAGGAAAGCCCUCCGGCUCGUUGCGGCAAAGGUGGAGAUUGGAGAAUUCAAAAAUUCUGGCGUUCUUGGAGGCGAGGCGUCCAUCCUGCAUUUUCUCGACGAAUCACUUCCACCCAACACGGUUCCCACUUAUAUGGGGCACUACGUGAACAGCAAUCGCGACAGAGAACAGAACAAAACGGUCACUUCGGCCAUUGUCAUGGAGUACCUGACGGGGCAGGACAUGCACAAAAUCCGGGAAUGGUCUACCAAGCACCAGGAGCAACAGCAACAAGAAAAACACGAGAGGGCGGAAAGAGGCGAUGACGAAGACGAAGCCCAGUUCUCGCCCGAAUCGUACGGCGUCGGAAAGAAUAAAGGCAACGAACACGGUUCCCCGACGAAGGGUAGCAGCGCUACAAACAACCGAAACAAAGGCUCGGGUGCUUCAACCCGGCGCCGCAUCGCGAUCAAAGAUGCGGUGUACCUUACGGCACACGUCUUGCUGCCUCUGCUGCGAAAGAUGCACUCGGUCGGAAUUAUUCACCGAGAUGUAAAGCCCAGCAAUGUUGUCAAACGGAACGACGAUGGCGACGAGGACGAGUCAAACAGCGGCAGCAAUGCCGAUAUGUUUUGCAUCGUAGACUUUGGCCUUUCGAAAUCCAUCGUCGUUCCGCACACCAACGACACGGCCGAUGCAAAGCAAUCGUGGAAAGGAUCGACGUGGAUGGGGGCAUCUGCUCCCGGGACGGCCGUUUCGUCGCGGGAUCCUUCCGGGUUCGAGCUUCUGUCCCCGGAUUCGAGCGGGCCCACCGAAGGCAAGACGAACAACCGGCCGUGCUACAGGGCAGAGCGGCCCACCGCCGACUUUCGGGGGACGUCCAUGUACGCCAGCGUGCGAGUCCACCAGCUGCGCGAGUACUCCCCCCGGGACGACAUCUGGUCGCUCCUGUACGUCUUUUGCGACCUCGCCUCCGGGGGCCUGCCGUGGAUGCUGUACGCCGCCAACCGGGACCGGGCGGCGUGCAAGCUCCUGAAGGAGCGCAUCCACGGCCUCGAGCCACAUGCCGACGGGAGGAUCGGAACCGAUACGAAGCGCCUGCUCCUGGGGGACGAGUACCACCGAGCGCUGUUCAGGAAGCGGAACGGAAGAGUCGAUCCGCCCAUGGACCACGAGGAGGGCGCCCUGAUCGAGGACGAGGAGGAUCCAGACCUGCCCAAACCGCUGGCCCUCUCCGAAGACGUGCACAAGGUUGGAUUGCUGACCAAGGCCUUUGAGCACCUCAAGGGCCUCGGAUACGCCGACAUACCCGAUUACGACCUCAUCCAGGGCUGCCUCGAGGGCUUUCGAGAGGACGGAAACAAGCCAAGCACCAAUGGAUCCGAAGCCGGGAAUGGAUCGUGCGAAACCCCCAUUCCUUGCAUCGAUUGGGGGCUCUUGGCGGAGCACUCCAGGAGCACCGAGAAUGCGGUCCACGGGAACGGCCACGGAAGCGUGCCGGCGUGGGGCUUCCUGGACGGCGACAAGGGGGACAACGAUCCCCUGGACGCUUCCGUCUUUGCCGAGGCGGAAAGAAGCAUUCUCCGGGGAAACAACGGCGAGGAGGAAGGAGGACCGCUGUACGGCGAGGCCGCCGACAUGGCGCGGCUGCCGCUGGAGCUCCGCUUCCGCAUGGCCCAGAUGGACUACAACACGGCACACCACACCACGAUCGAGCCCCACCUGGCCCUGCGCGAUUGGCUCGCGGCCUGCCUGCUGCUGCUGCACACACCGUGGGACUCGAAGCGGUACGAGCGGGGGGGCCACCGUUCCCGCGGAGACGGCUACAAGCGGGAGUUCUUCCUCCGGCUGGUGAACAAGUGCCUCGGCGGCGCGGCGAGGUUCGGGGGGUUCCGCGCGAGGGGGGUGAUCUACCGCGGCGGCGGCGACGAAAACGAGAACACCCACAACAACAACAACGGAAGCAGCAGCGAGCGGCCCGCAAAGCGGCGGAAGGUGGGGAUGCGAAACGUCCACGAGCCACCGGGCAACGAGACGGCAGACCUGCUCCUCCUCUCGCGGGUCCUGUUCGAGUUGCGUUACACAAAGAAGCUGGAAGAAAAACUUUCACCACCUCCACCCAGCCGGCUUUCCUUUGGAUCUUGAUAGAAUAUUGUACCAUUCAGCCUAGCAAUGGCCUGCCAUGCUACAAAAUAACACUAAUAUAGUACG